AUGGGAGACGAGAAAAAAGCAGCAUGUCUCAAAGAGACCCAAAAACUCCUACAAGCAGGAUUCAUAGAAGAAUUACGAUUUACAACAUGGCUCUCUAAUGUGGUUAUGGUAAAGAAGGCCUCAGGAUACAAUAUCUUAAGUUUUCUAGAUGCAUACUCUAGAUAUAACCAGAUUCUAAUGCAUCCACAAGAUAAGAAUAAAACAGCUUUCAUCACCGAACUUGGAAACUAUUGUUACAAAGUUAUGCCUUUUGGACUUAAGAAUGCAGGUGCCACUUAUCAAAGACUCAUGGACAAGGUCUUCAGUAAGCAGAUAGGAAGGAACUUUGAGGUCUAUGUCGAUGACAUGGUUGUCAAGUUAAAACAAGACCACAACCAUGAUGCCGACCUGGAAGAAAUAUUCAAACAAGAAAGACAACACAACAUGAGGCUCAAUCUUGAGAAGUGCGCUUUCGGGAUCCUUACAAGGCCCGAGGUUUCCGGAAGACUCAUCAAAUGGUCAAUAGAACUAUCCGAAUUUGACAUAACCUACGAACCAAGGACAACUAUCAAGGCUCAAUUCUUAGCAGAUUUCCUAGCCGAGUUAACGGACCAACCACAGCAACACUAUACCUGGGAGCUAUACGUCGAUGGGGCCUCAAAGGCAGAAGGAUCAGGAGCAGGUGUCUUACUCACAAACAAGGACAACUUACAAAUUGAGCAAUCGAUCAGAUUCACAUUCCAAACAAGUAACAAUCAAGCUGAGUAUGAAGCUUUGCUCGUCGGAUUACGACUCGCUCAGUCACUAAACAUAAUAGACCUGCAAGUAUAUUGCGACUCGCAACUCAUCGUACAACAAGUAACAAGACACUUCCAGUAUCUACAAACCGAAGACACACCAACAACAUCCGCAGACCCUAAAGCAUUCAAGAGGCGCGCCACGUCCUUCACAUUAAUCGGGGUAGACCUAUACAAAAGAGGUUUCUCCCAGCCACUCUUAUGCUGUCUAAGCAAAGAUGAAGCCAAGGUCGUCAUGGACGAGGUCCAUGAAGGAGUAUGUGGGAACCACAUAGGGGGAAUGAGCUUAGCAUCAAAGAUAGCCCGAGCAGGAUAUUAUUGGCCAACAAUGAAACAAGACUGCAUCGAAAAAGUAAGAAGAUGCGAUAGUUGCCAGAAGCAUUCCCCACUAAUACACAACCCAACCAAGCUCUUGCACACCUCGGAGGUAAGCUGGCCAUUCUACAAAUGGGGGCUCGACAUCCUCGAUCCAUUUCCUAGAGCCCCUGGGCAGGUAACAUAUUCACUUAUAGCAAUCGACUAUUUCUCAAAAUGGAUUGAAGAUAUACCCUUAGCCAAAAUAGGGGCCGAUAAAGUCCGAUCAUUUAUUUGGAAAACUAUUAUUUGCCGUUUCGGAUUACCUCAUGCUAUUAUUACUGACAAUGGUUGGCAAUUCACCGACCAAAACCUGGCAGAAUUUUUACAGGAAUUUCGGAUUAAACACCAUUUCUCAUAA
Messenger RNA from Arachis ipaensis, 1491 nucleotides. The record is from RefSeq and is a predicted model, not a curated record. Lineage: Eukaryota; Viridiplantae; Streptophyta; Magnoliopsida; Fabales; Fabaceae.